Schistosoma turkestanicum is the source of this 3546-nucleotide messenger RNA. The record is from the annotation of a GenBank genome assembly. Lineage: Eukaryota; Metazoa; Platyhelminthes; Trematoda; Strigeidida; Schistosomatidae.
GCAGAAACGAAUGGUUGCGUUACGUGUACGCAGAAAUGAAGCUUUUGUACACUACGUUCGACGUAAUGGUAUCUGUGUCGGAAAUAAAAAAUCAAAUAUUGGGUUAUAGAGUCAAUAACAUUUACGAUGUGGAUAAUAAAACAUACCUUUUGAAACUUGCCAGUACAAAAUCCGACGAUAAGGCGAUCUUGCUGCUGGAAUCCGGCUCGCGAUUACACUUAACCGACUUUGAUUGGCCUAAAAAUGUAAUCCCUUCUGGGUUUUCCAUGAAGCUACGCAAACAUAUAAGAAACAAGAAGAUCGUUGAUAUCUACCAAAUAGGAGCCGAUCGCGUUGUUGAUAUUCAGAUUGGUUAUGAGUCAUCUGCUUAUCAUUUGAUUCUGGAAUUGUACGAUCGAGGAAACAUGCUUCUUACUGAUGAUUCAUUUACUAUCCUUCACUUGCUUCGUCCUCGAACUGACAAGAAUCAGAAUAUUCGAUUUGCAGCCCAUGAAAAGUACCAUACAACAUCAUGUCGGCAGAUCUUAGAGUGCUUUCGCGACCUUAAAGAUCAAGAAUCUCUAAAGGAUAUUGAAAACUUCCUCAUUCCAUUAUUCCAAUCAUCCAAGGGACCAUGGACUACCAAUGUACAAACAUGUAAUAACCCAUCGAUAAAUAAAACGUUAUCUUUGGAAUUACCUUAUGGGAGUGUCAUCAUAGAACACUGUAUGCGUCUAGCGCAAAAUGAAGUUAAACGGAUGAAGCCUCAUAAAGAAGACUUCCAGCUGGAAUCUGCGAAAACAGACUUAUUAGAGCUGUAUAUCAAGCACUUCGCUGUGGCCUUAAGGGAUAUUUUACUAAUACCCUACUUAUGUGACAGUCAAGCAACUCCACAGGGUUAUAUAUUUGGGAAAUCCCAUCAAUCUGCGGACGAAGGUCUGCAAAGUUAUGAAGAAUUCCAACCAUUCAUGUUUGAACAAUACCGAGGUAAACCUCACUUAGCAUUUAAUAGCUUCAAUAAGGCUGUGGAUGCAUACUUUUCAAAAAUUGAAAGUCAGAAAACACUCGAACAAAUUUCAAGAAAUGAACAAAAGGCUAGUAGAAAAGUUGAAAACAUUAAGAAGGAUCAAGAACGGCGUUUGAUGUUACUAAAAACUGAACAAGAGUUGGAUAUGCAAAAGGCGUACUUACUUGAGGCUAAUCGUCAGCUUGUUGAUAAUAUUAUUAUUAUGAUCAAUCAUGCACUAUCAAAUCAAAUAGACUGGAAAGAAUUAGAAUUAAUCAUUGAAGAAGCAAAACAACGUGAUGAUCCACUUGCCUGUCAUAUUGUCGAGUUAAAACUACAAACAAGUCAGGCUGUCAUACGUUUAAAAGAUCCUUUUGAAAGUUCGGUCGAUGGUGAUGAAACUUUAGUUGGAUCAAGCAAGAAAGAUGAUUAUACAGAAGUAGUUGUAGAUAUCGACGUGAAUGCUUUAACCAAUGCACGAAAAUAUUAUGAUAAAAAACGGGCUGCUAGUAAAAAAGAGGAGAAAACUAUCAGCGUUUCACGUAAGGUUUUAAAAUCAGCCACACACAAAGCUGAAAUAACAAUGAGAACUGCUAAAACUAUUGCACAAAUUACCGAAGUUCGUAAACCAAUGUGGUUUGAAAAAUUCUUCUGGUUCAUCAGUUCAGAAAAUUACUUAGUCGUCGCUGGUCAUGAUUCACAACAAAACGAAGUUUUGGUAAAGCGUUACUUAAAACCGGGUGACAUAUUUGUUCACGCAGAUAUACAUGGAGCUAGCACUGUCAUAGUAAAGGCCAGACAUUUGACUUCUGAAGAAGUAGAUUCUACAAACCAUCAGAAUUUAUUGCAUCAACAAAGUUUACCAUUGCCUCCUCCAAAAACUCUUCUAGAAGCUGGAAAUAUGGCAGUUGUAUUAAGUUCGGCAUGGCAAAGUCAUGUCCUAACAAGAGCUUGGUGGGUUCAUCAUGACCAGGUAUCGAAAACAGCUCCAAGUGGUGAAUAUUUAACAUCCGGGUCAUUUAUGAUACGUGGGAAGAAAAACUAUUUACCUCCAUGUCCCUUCGAUUAUGGAUUUGGAAUUAUGUUCAAAUUACAUGAAGAUUCUAUAUCUAAACAUAAAGGGGAACGUCAUAUCGUCAUUGUAAAUACCCCAUCUGAUGAAGUGCCUGUUAAUCAGUUCGAAUCCUUAGCUGUCCAGGAUGAUGACGAAAUUACUGAGUUCCCUGAUGCCAUCCUUCAACUUGAUUUAGCAAAGGAUCUUUCCGGGAACAAAGAUGCUGAUGUAUUGGAAAUUAUACCAGAAAAUCCUCUGAAAAAAUGUAACACAAAAAGUCAAAAGGUUGAAAAAUUGAAAUCAACGAAGAAAACAAAUUUAAACAAGGGAACCAUUGAAGCAAAAGAAGAACUCAAUGAAACAUCAUUACCAUCAGCUGGUCAGCAAGUCUUAAAACGUGGUCAAAAGGCUAAACUAAAAAAAAUCAAACUAAAGUACAAAGAACAAGAUGAAGAAGAAAGAAAUCUUCGAAUGAAGAUACUUCAAGGAGAUGAUGCCAAACCAAGUCAGUAUCACCAAAUUCUUGAACGUGAUAACUUGUCGAACUCAAUUGAAACUCUACAGCCUAUACCGGAUACCCAAGUUGUUUACAAUUCAGAUAGUAUACAAAAUAAUCAACCUGACAAUGAUCACAAUGAAUUAUUCAAUAAUUUGAGCAUUGAAACCGACAAUUGUUCUGUCAAAUCAAAUGAAAGUGAAGUGACUUUGCAAUCUUUAGAAGUUGAUCAUAUAAAAACUAAUGAUAAUGAUGAUAAUGAAGAUAUUCCAAUUGAAUCGAAAGAUGAUUUAACUUCUUUGUUAAACUCAUUGACUGGCCAACCUAAUGAUGAUGAUUUGCUAUUAUAUGCUAUUCCAGUUUGUGCCCCUUAUUCAGUUCUAUUAAAGUAUAAAUUCAGAGUUAAACUUAACCCGGGAACUACGAAACGAGGAAAAGCAUCAAAAAUGGCAUUGUUCCAAUUUACGUCGGAAAAAUCCACAACUAACAGAGAACGAGAAUUAAUACGUGCAAUCAAAGAUGAAGAAGUAUCGCGAAAUUUUCCUGGAUGUGUGAAGUUAACGUUAUCUCAAGUUAAAUCCUCACGAAAAAAAUGAUACUUAUUUUCUCUAUAUUUUUUAAAAAGCCUGAUUUUGAUUUUUUUGUAAGUGCUUAUUACCUGACAUUCUUAACCAUACUGGACAGGACUUUGUUUGUAAGUACCCCUCACUUUUCUCUUCGACUUUCAAGUGUCUUUGAACAGUUUUACCAGAAAACUCACCUAGUUUCUCUGAUUGUAUAAAAGUUUCCUACUGUAGUCAGGUCUUUUUCUAAUCAAUAAUAAACAUUUGUUUAUCUGCUUGAGGUUUGUUGUAGUUGUGCUUUUGUCAAAAACUAAUUGAAAAACAGUUCCUUACAUAUAAAGAAUAAAAUUGCAGAGUGACAGGUUUCUAAGUACUCGAUAUUAGUAUCCUUAUAGUUUGACAUGAUGUAAUUCAUGUUUAAAGGUUGUAAUUAAAAUUUUUUGGACCC